CAGCGGAGCCGGAAGCGCGGCGCUGUGGGCGGCGCCGCGGGCUCGGCGUCCGGACCUCGGCGGCUGCGGGGGACGGCGGUCGUCAUGACGGCUCAGGGCGGUCUGGUAGCCAACCGAGGCCGGCGAUUCAAGUGGGCCAUUGAGUUGAGCGGGCCCGGCGGAGGCAGCCGGGGCCGAAGUGACCGGGGCAGCGGCCAGGGAGACUCACUGUACCCAGUCGGUUACUUGGACAAGCAAGUGCCGGACACCAGCGUGCAGGAGACGGACCGGAUCCUGGUGGAGAAGCGCUGCUGGGACAUCGCCUUGGGUCCCCUCAAACAGAUUCCCAUGAAUCUCUUCAUCAUGUACAUGGCAGGCAACACUAUCUCCAUCUUCCCUACUAUGAUGGUAUGCAUGAUGGCUUGGCGGCCUAUCCAGGCACUCAUGGCCAUCUCAGCCACUUUCAAGAUGCUAGAGAGUUCAAGCCAGAAGUUUCUUCAGGGUUUGGUCUAUCUCAUUGGGAACCUGAUGGGUUUGGCACUGGCUGUUUACAAGUGCCAGUCCAUGGGGCUGUUACCUACACAUGCAUCAGAUUGGUUAGCCUUCAUCGAGCCUCCAGAGAGAAUGGAGUUCAGUGGUGGAGGACUCGUUUUGUGAAUGAAGCUCCUUGGACCUAAGUAAAUGGGCCUCAUUCACAUCCUUCUUUAAGCCCAGUGGCUCCUAAGUGUACUCACUCUUAACAUAAACACUCACACUGAAAACACCCCCAAAUAUCUUUUCCCAUGGUGAAGAGACAAACCCCAAAUGAUAAUAUGUAAAUAAUUACAAACACAAAGAAACUAUCACAACCCCUGCCUGAAAAUAAUGUAAAAAACUUUAUUUAUGUUUCAGUACAGAGCAAAACAACAAAUACAAGCAGAACUAUGUAAACAAGAGUGGUUGCAACACCUCCUUUCAAUAAAUUAAAUGCUUUUUAAAAGUUGC
Perognathus longimembris pacificus (Pacific pocket mouse) is the source of this 963-nucleotide messenger RNA. RefSeq names its product ER membrane protein complex subunit 4 (gene Emc4). The record is from RefSeq and is a predicted model, not a curated record. Bases 85 to 636 code for a protein of 183 amino acids. The transcript has 5 exons. Gene Ontology annotation, cellular component: EMC complex. Gene Ontology annotation, biological process: protein folding in endoplasmic reticulum. Lineage: Eukaryota; Metazoa; Chordata; Mammalia; Rodentia; Heteromyidae.